AUGCCUGCCUUUGUUCUGCUCCCUGCAUCCCCAUCCGAUCUUGAGGCCGUUGCUCGCGUCCAGUUUGCUGCGUGUGCAACCGAUCCUGGAUUUAGCGUCAUCUUCCCUAAAGGCAGCACAUUGACUUCCAUCACGCACUUCGUGCAGUCGUAUGAGGAUGACAUGGACAAUGACCCUUCCUACCAUAUCAUGAUCGUGAAGGAGGCCAUGUCCGGGGAAAUCGCCAGUUUUGCGAUUUGGCACUUCUUCCCCCCUCGCGACCAGAACGAGAUUGAACAGGAAAUGCUGCUGGAAGACUUCCCACUGCCAGAGGAUUCAAACAAGGAGGUUGGCUGUAGGUUAAUGCACAAUAGCAUCAGGAAGCGCCAUGAACUUGCAUCUGCAUUUAUUGGGGUUGGGCGACCUUAUGUUUACUUGGCAGCUCUAGGCACGUCUCCCAAGUAUCAACGGCAAGGUGCGGGCGCGAAGCUGCUUGACUGGGGAUUGGAACGCGCCGACGAUCGAGGCUUGGCAGUCUAUGUAGAGGGCACGCCCGCUGCUGCACGCCUCUACGAACGUACUGGCUUCAAAGAAGUUGACCGAUUAAGGCUGGAAAUGGAUCCGGGGGGUGCGGAUGAACAUUCCAACAUAUGUAUGAUCCGAGAACCUCAAUCAUGA
Molecule: messenger RNA, 657 nt
Organism: Exophiala aquamarina CBS 119918
Lineage: Eukaryota; Fungi; Ascomycota; Eurotiomycetes; Chaetothyriales; Herpotrichiellaceae
Exons: 2
Coding region: 1-657 (218 amino acids)
Molecular function (GO): acyltransferase activity, transferring groups other than amino-acyl groups
Source: RefSeq, a predicted model, not a curated record